Messenger RNA from Camelina sativa (false flax), 1381 nucleotides. RefSeq lists its product as uncharacterized. Gene Ontology annotation, biological process: DNA-templated transcription termination; regulation of DNA-templated transcription. Gene Ontology annotation, molecular function: RNA binding. Gene Ontology annotation, cellular component: chloroplast. The record is from RefSeq and is a predicted model, not a curated record. Lineage: Eukaryota; Viridiplantae; Streptophyta; Magnoliopsida; Brassicales; Brassicaceae.
CUGCUUCUUCUUCUUCUGAUUAACACGACGAAGCAGAGAGAGAGAGAAGAAGAGCUCGAAACAAAAAAAAUGGAGGGAACCAUAUCGCCGCUUUGCUUACGUUCGUCCUCGAGUCUCUGUUACUUCUCCAGUAACGUUUCACCAGAUUCUCACCGUUCUAUAGGAUUUACAUUGGUGGAUUCGCUCCGGCCGACGAACUUGGUUUCCCUAAGGACUGGAAAUAAACGGUCGUCGUCUCUACGGCUGUUUCUAUCCCCGACGAGAAGCGCUCUACGUACGCCGAAGAUUUCCGCGGAGGAGGUGAAAGAUGUCCCGAUGCCUAAGAUAGAUAAGAGCGGUCGAUUGAGCAGUCCUCGAGCCGCACGCGAGUUCGCUCUAGUAAUACUUUAUGCCGCAUGCUUAGAAGGAUCAGACCCUAUUCGUCUCUUUGAGAAGAGAAUAAAUGCAAGAAGAGAGCCUGGAUACGAGUUUGACAAGAAUUCUUUGUUGGAAUACAACCACAUGAGCUUUGGAGGACCCCCAGUUAAGACAGAAACAAAAGAAGAGGAAGAUGAGCUUGUGCGCCAUGAUGAAAAAGAAUCGAAAAUCGAAGCAGAAGUGCUUUCAGCUCCCCCAAAGCUGGUGUAUAGCAAACUUGUAUUACGGUUUGCAAAGAAACUCUUGGCUGCUGUGGUUGAUAAAUGGGAUACUCAUGUCGUUAUCAUCGAGAAAAUCUCGCCCCCAGACUGGAAGAGUGCACCAGCUGGAAGAAUACUAGAGUUUUCAAUUCUUCACUUGGCAAUGUCUGAAGUGGCAGUACUUGAAACCCGACACCCAAUAGUCAUAAACGAGGCUGUUGAUCUUGCAAAACGGUUCUGCGAUGGAUCAGCGCCACGCAUAAUCAACGGAUGCCUAAGGACAUAUGUCAAGGAAAGAGCGGCAACAUCAACACCUCAAGCUUUAGAAUCAAAGCAAGAAGUGUCAGUAUAAGUUAGAAGUAAAACCUGCAAUCUACGUUAGGAGGCAGGCAGGCAGGCAGCCUCAGGAUUUUGGUCGUCGGAAAAAGCUCGUAGGCAAAGUGUUGAUCCCAUGAUCUUAUAUAUAUAUAGACGGAGUCACUAUGAGGAGAGAUUCUGUCUUCACAGACCGCUUCAGGUACGAAGGUUUUGAUAAACCUGAGACUGAAUCUCUAUCAAUUGCAGCUCAACAUGAAUAUUUGCUAAGAAACACAAACAUGCUCAUGUCUGUAUUAUUAAUAUAUAUUACCCUAAGAUUUUUAUGAUUUUAUGUCGUAGUCGGUAGUUUUCAUGUUUAUGUCUUUGUAUUCUCCUUCACUUGUGUCCCAUAUUUGAGAAACAAAAAACAAGCUGUAUAAGUGUAUAAUCAGUUUUUUCGUAAAGUU